AUGGCGGAUGCUAAAGAAAGUAAGCCUAUUCAAUUGCUGAACUUGCCGGUUGAGAUACUGGAGAUGGUCAUGACGCAUUUGGACUUUAAGCGUCAUAAAUUGAUACGCGAAGUGUCCGAAGAAUUGCGACAGUUUAGCACUUCAUACAUAAUGCACCGGCACAGGAGCUAUGAGGUGGCCCAUCGGGAACGUCCUGCGGAGAGUGCCCUCAAUCGGAAUAUAAGGAUCAUGCUGCAGAUCCUGCGCUCAACUUGCAGUUAUUUCCCCGAGGAAGAUACCGAGUCUGACUUCACUCUCUGUCUGCUGAACUUUCAGGAUAAGAAAUUCGAGUAUUUCCACACAGCUGAUCAUCUGAGCCAAUUUGUUGUUCAUUUCCUGCGCCGCAAGGAGCUGCCUUUCCACCAAUUCAAUUCGAUGGAACGACUUAAACUUAGACGAUUACAUUAUUUAAUGACAGUUUUAGGUCUUGUGCGGCAAUUUCAACGCGUGGAAAUUCUGAAUGGAGCUAUUUGGAGUUUCUUGCACAUGAGCCUGAUGGUUUCACUGCCCAACACCUCCAUCAAUCUCAUUGAGGAGCAGACCAACUGCAAUGUUGCGCAGUCCAACAGACGCAUCUCAUUUGUGGCCCUUCUUGCCGAGCUGCUCUUUUAUGAAAAGACCAAAACAAAAAAGGCCGGUGAGAGGUUUUUCGAAGGGUCAGCCUACAAAUACGUUAUUUUACCAAAUUCGAAAGCUGAGCGCCGUGCUCAGAUGUUGCUGAAGUUUCGAGUAGAUGGUCCGGAAUCUUUAAUUAUUUGUAUGCGCAAUUUCAUUACCGGAGUCAAUGAUCCAAGCACAUGGCUUGACUUCCUCCCAAGAACGGACUUUGCCUUUUACAUUGAAGUAAAGUCCUAUCCAGAUCUAUCAAUCUGGACAGUAACGUACUAA
Messenger RNA from Drosophila santomea, 927 nucleotides. RefSeq lists its product as uncharacterized. The transcript has a single exon. Lineage: Eukaryota; Metazoa; Arthropoda; Insecta; Diptera; Drosophilidae. Gene Ontology annotation, molecular function: protein binding. The coding region runs from base 1 to 927 and encodes 308 amino acids. The record is from RefSeq and is a predicted model, not a curated record.